Messenger RNA from Planococcus citri (citrus mealybug), 830 nucleotides. RefSeq lists its product as uncharacterized. The transcript has 4 exons. NCBI's taxonomy places the organism in Eukaryota, Metazoa, Arthropoda, Insecta, Hemiptera, Pseudococcidae. The record is from RefSeq and is a predicted model, not a curated record. Bases 298 to 723 code for a protein of 141 amino acids.
AUGAUUCGACUGAUAACUUGCCACACUAUUAAGAAACUUUCAUUUUUAACUGUUAGGUUAUCCUCUCAUCAUUCAAGUAAAUAUGCCUGCUUUCACGUAAUUCGUAUUUCGUAUACUGGUCGUCGGCGAAAAAGAAUACGAAACUUGUUUAAUUAAUCAGCAUCAACUCGCUAAACAUUACGAGGAAUGUGUAACAAAAGUGAUGAUUUGAAAUUCGUUUGAAGUGUUCAAAAUUAUUUUAUUAGUAGGUAAAUAAUUAUUUUAACAAGAAAGUGAUUUUAAAAUUAUUGUUUCAGUAUGAAAGGUAUCAUAUCACAAAUUAGUUCUACUACAUUAAUUUUAUUAUUGCUCUAUACAUCGUCGUCGCAUUCGAAUCAAACGCUAAAAGAUAAAGAAGAAGCUUCUUUUUUCGACUUGAGUGAAAAAGAAGCUAAUAAGCAAACUGAAUUGAAGAAUAAAAGAGAGCUUUCAAAAUUACAAUCCACUUUAAUAAAUGUGCUCAAACCAGUUCCAGUCGUAGAUACAAUUCGACCAGAAGAAAAAUACGGGAAUAAGGGUGAUAAAUUUGAACGCAUAGGUCGCGGAGUCGUGAGUGGAGUAGAAGCCAUUUCUAAUGUGAUCAGUUCUGCAUUAACUUUUCCAAUGGAAGCCGUAAAGAAACUUUCAAGAUCAGCAACAGAAGCUCUAAAUAAUUUGGGGGGAAAACUAGUGGGCUUGCAGUGAUUAUUGUUAUUUUGUAUUAUUAUUUAAACAUUCUAUGCUAAGAAUAUAUCAAGUUGUAACCUACUCGUAUUUCGUAUCCAUAGUAUACAUACAUAAUUAUCUACUUA